Messenger RNA from Heterostelium album PN500, 1806 nucleotides. Its product is annotated as lipase maturation factor family protein. Gene Ontology annotation, cellular component: endoplasmic reticulum membrane. The transcript is spliced from 4 exons. Gene Ontology annotation, biological process: protein maturation. NCBI's taxonomy places the organism in Eukaryota, Evosea, Eumycetozoa, Acytosteliales, Acytosteliaceae. The record is from RefSeq and is a predicted model, not a curated record. The coding region runs from base 1 to 1806 and encodes 601 amino acids.
AUGGUUCUAAUUUCAGAAAAAAGAAAUAAUAGGAAUAUUAAAAAUGUGCAUAAAAAUAUAUUGGGUAGUGCAAUAGACUAUUUGUUAUCACCUAAAUCAUUUAGAAUUUUAUUUACUUUUAUCUAUAUAAUUGCAAUUAAAUCUUUUAUACAAUUCACUAUCACAAGAAGAUAUUUUGUACCUACUGAAGAACAACCUCAAUAUAAAGUAAUUCAAUGGCUAUUAGUUAGAUCUUUAGCUAUUUUAUAUUUCAUAUCUUUUCUAUCUAUAAAAUCACAGUUACUUGGAUUGUUUGGAAAGAAUGGUGUACUACCAAUAGUAGAGAAUGUAAAAAAGAAAAGAGAAAAGAAAAAGGCAUUCAUUGAUUCACCAUCAAUAUUCCUUUUAGUUCAACCCUAUAAGAUUACAGACUCUUUUUUAACAAAUUGUUGUAAUUAUGGUUUAUUAUGCUCAACUCUAUUGUUUUUAGAUAUAUGUCCAACAUUGAAUUUAUUUUUAUUAUUCACUGUUUAUUUAUCUUUUAAAAAUUGUGGAGGUGAAUUCUUUCAGUUACAAUUUGAUAAUUUAAUGUUGGAUACUACUUUUUGGACAAUUUUACUUCCACCAUUUAGGUUUAUACCAUUUGUAAGUUUGAAUGGAAGCGGAUUCUAUCAUUAUUCAAUAUGGUGGAUGUUUCAUUGGAUGUCUAUAAGGUUGUUCUUUGCAAGUGGAAUAUGUAAAAUAUCAUCUGGUGACUCAUCAUGGAGUGAAGGAGUUGCUUUGAAUUACCACUUCUGGACACAGCCAAUGCCUAUUUGGACUAGUUAUAUUUUCAAUGAGCUUCCUCAAACUAUCAAGAAACUUGGAUGUUGGUACCAUUUCAUUGUUGAGAUAUUCUCUCCAAUCCUAUUAAUGAUACCAUGUUUUAUUAAUUUUAAUGUAUUAAAUUUAAUAUUACUACAAGUAUUUAUAUUGGCAAGUGGAAACUAUGGUGUUUUUAAUUUAAAUUCAAUCAUUAUAUCAGCUACUUUUUGGGAUGAUUCUAUCUUACCUUUUUCUUUUAGAAAUCUAAUUUCAAAGUGGAUAGUAUCAAACAAUGAUGCCAUUGGAAGUUUAAUAUAUGAAGGAUUCUUUGUUAUUUUGGCAUUAGCUAUUGUAAUAUCAACUUUAUGUUUAUCAUACAUACCUUUAUCAAAUCUAACUAGAGGAAUGUUAGAUAUUAAUAUUAGCUUAUAUCAACGAUAUAUGUAUGUCGCUAGAUUUGGAUUGUUAAAUUACUAUGGUUUGUUCGCAUCGAUGACUACCACAAGAAGAGAAGUCAUCUUCAAAGGAUCUCACGAUGGAAAAGAGUGGUUACAAUAUGAAUUCAAUUGGAAACCCGGUGAUUUAAAUAGACGACCUGACUUGAUUAUUGGGCAUCUACCACGAUUGGAAUGGCGAUUGUGGUUCGCUCAAUUCGAGACAUUUGGAAUGAGUAAGAGUCAGUGGUUCGAAAAUUUCUGUCAACGACUACUGGAGAACCAGCCAGAGGUAGUCAAUAUGCUCAGGAAGAAUCCUUUCCACUCAAAGAAACCAAAGUACUUGCGUUGUGAGAUUGCAGCCUAUGAAUUCUCUGAUAACAAUCCUUUCCACCGAAUCAGUCACAAAAAACAGAAAGAAAAAGACGAACAACAACAGCUACCACCUCUUGAAACAGAUUCACAAGGUAACAUUCUAAAGUCAAGAUUCGAAGACGACGGUACUUGGUGGCGUAAAGAAAAGUCUUAUCUCUACUAUCCCACUAUGACGCUAUGUGAAAAUAAACUUGCAUUCAUAAUGCAACAAUAA